Messenger RNA from Erinaceus europaeus (western European hedgehog), 3325 nucleotides. It is a transcript of the gene CDHR3, whose product is annotated as cadherin related family member 3. The transcript is spliced from 19 exons. The coding region runs from base 13 to 2670 and encodes 885 amino acids. The record is from RefSeq and is a predicted model, not a curated record. Gene Ontology annotation, molecular function: calcium ion binding. NCBI's taxonomy places the organism in Eukaryota, Metazoa, Chordata, Mammalia, Eulipotyphla, Erinaceidae. Gene Ontology annotation, biological process: homophilic cell-cell adhesion. Gene Ontology annotation, cellular component: membrane.
GAACUAUCAAAUAUGCAGCUAGGAGUCAUUCUGCUGGUUCUCCUGAAGGUCGGGGCAGGGGGAGAGGCACUGCACCUAAUCCACUUACCUGCUACAGCCAACAUAGCAGAGAAUUCUCCAUCUAAGACUCCUGUGCACGCAUUUGCUGUAAAUUUGUCAUUGUCACUUUCACCUCUGACCUCAGGGUUCCCCUGGAUAAUCAACUCAAGUCCCCUGACUAAAGCCUUCAGGGUGAACUCACUGUCAGUCACCAACUUUGAGGUUGUCACUACUGGGCAAGAAGACCUGGAUUUUGAAACAGGCCCACGCAUAUUUGACUUGCAGAUUUACAUUAAGGAUGAUGUUGGGGUCACUGACCUGCAGGUCCUGACCGUCCAGGUGACAGAUGUGAAUGAACCACCUCAGUUUCUAGGCAGCUUGGCAAAAGGUCUUGAGCUCUACAUAAUAGAAGGAGAACAACCUGGGUCCAUUUAUCAGCUUGAGGCCUGGGAUCCAGAAGACACAAGCCAGAACACCCCCCUCAGUUAUUUUCUGAUUUCUCCCUCAAAGGAAUUCACAAUAUCAGCUAAUGGCACCCUUUUCUCCACAACAAAAUUUGACUUUGAAGCUGGACAAAUCAGCUACCACCUCACUGUGGAAGUGAGAGACAGCCAGGGCCUCCAAGCCUCCACAGAGCUCCAGGUGAACAUUGUCAACAUCAAUGACGAGAUCCCUCGAUUCACCAGCCCAAAGCGAGUGUACAAGAUUCCUGAGGAGCUGGAACUGGGAACCAUCAUUGCCAAUAUCACAGCUAAGGACCCGGAUGAUGAAAGCUUUACCAGCUUCCUGUAUUACAGUAUCACGACUGCUAACCGCUACUUCAUGAUCAAUCCGUUGACUGGUACUAUCCAAGUGGCACACAGGCUGGACCGAGAUGCUGGGACAUUGAGACAAAAUCCUGCCAUUUCUCUGGAGGUCCUGGUGAAGGACAGGCCCACUGGGGGCCAGGAGAACCGUAUGCAACUCACCUUCAUUGUGGAAGACAUUAACGACAACCCUCCUGGCUGCACAAGGUUCUCCUUUAGCAUUCUGGUGCCUGAGAGAACAGCCAAGGGGAAGUUGCUUCUGGACCUGCAUGCAUUCUGCUUUGAUGAUGACAGCGAGGCACCCAACAACCAAUUCAACUUCACCGCACCAUCUGGAGUGGGGAGCAGUGGCAGAUUUGUACAGGAUCCAGCUGGCUCAGGGAAAAUUGUGUUGAUUGGUGACCUCGAUUGUGAAAAUUCAAGUAAUAUAGCCGUUGGCAAUAAAUACACCAUGAUAAUGCAGGUGCAGGACAUUGCCUAUCCUUAUCACAAAAAUAACAUCUACAUUUACAUCCAAACAAGCCCAGAAAAUGAAUUUCCUCUUAUAUUUGAUAGAUCGUCCUACAUAUUUGAAGUGUCUGAGUUAAGUCCGCCUAGAACCAAGGUUGGACAGGUGCUAGCAGCUGAUGAGGACUAUCCAAAGAACAGCAUUGUGUACUCCAUCUCCAUGGGAGGGGCCAGCCUCCAGUACCCGAACAUAUUCUGGAUUAAUCCUCACACAGGAGAGCUCCAGCUGGUGACUACAGUGGACUAUGAAACAACCCCUGUCUAUAUUCUCAGAAUCCAAGCCACCAACAUGGAGAACACAGGCUCAGUCACUGUGACUGUGAACAUCUUUGAAAAAAAUGACGAAAAGCCAAUCUGCACCCCACACUUUUCUUUCUUGGCCAUUCCAGUGGAUCUGAAAGUUGGAACAAAUAUUCAGAAUUUCAAGCUGACGUGUACUGACCUGGACUCGAACCCCAGGUCCUUUCGUUACUCCAUUGGUCCAGGCAAUGUCAACCAUCAUUUCACUUUCUCUCCCAAUGCUGGGUCCAAUGUCACACGCCUCCUCCUUGCCACCCGUUUUGACUAUGCCGGUGGGCUUGACAAGAUCUGGGACUACAAUCUACUUGUCUACAUAACUGAUGAUAACUUGCUGUCUGGAAGGAAUAAAGCCAAGGCUCUUGUGGAAACAGGGACAGUGACACUGAGUAUUCAAGUCAUUCCUCCCCCAACCACGAUUAUCACCACAACCCCCAAGCCCAGGAUCACGUACCAGAUCCUGAGAGAAAAUGUUUAUUCUUCAGCAGCAUGGUAUGUGCCUUUUGUUAUCACUCUGGGCUCCUUAUUGCUUCUGGGUGUCCUGCUGUACCUGAUCAUCCUGUUGGCCAAGGCCAUUCACAGACAUUGCUCCUUCAAGACUGAGAAGCACAAGAAGCCUCUGGUGAAGAAAGGAGUAAUCAAGAAUACAAAGAGAGAGGUUGUGGUGGAAACAAUUCAGAUGAACACUGUCUUUGAUGGAGAAGCCAUAGACCCUGUUACUGGGGCACUGUAUGAAUUCAACUCACACACUGGUGCCAGAAAAUGGAAGGACUCAUCAACCCAGAUGCCCAGAUGGGAAGAGUCUAGCCCCCUGGAAGUUGCUUCAAGUCGAACUAUUGCUGGGGACCAGGCGAGGCUACUGGGGAGGAACACCCACAAGGAAGAAGUGCUGAGUGGCACAGGGCAGGCUGGGGGUGUAGGCCCACAUUCCAGAAGUCAGGAGGGCAAGCCAGGCACACCAAAGAACAGAAACCCAACCCUUACAGCAACGGCCUCCCCCAAACUACAUCUGGGCUGGUGAAAGGUGUCUGGUGCUGGACCCACAAGGCCACAGCUUGGCUGUCCACACUAUGUUCUGUGAGAAUGGCUAUGUCACAGACAUGAAAAUGUGAACUGAAGGUAUCCAGAGAUUCCCAGGUCCCAAAUGGGAUGUGAGGCAAGCUAAAACAGAAGUUUUUACUAUAGUUGCUUUAUUAUUUUUUUUCUGAGACCACACAUGAUCUAUAUGUUUCUGAUCAGUUGGACUGUUGAUUUAGGAUAUGGAAUUGUAUUUCUUGUUCAUUUUUACUGCUAGAAAGCUCCUUUCAGUCCACCACUGGGAAGUACCCAGGGUUCCCUGACAUAAAUAUUGAAAAACAAGAUCAGAAGAGAAAACACAAGUAGAACCUGAACUGGAGUUGGCAUAUUGCACCAAAGUAAAAGACUCUGGGGUGGGUGAGAGGGAGAAUACAGGUCCAAAAAAGGAUGACAGAGGACCUAAUGGGGGUUGUAUUGUUAUGUGAAAAACUGAGAAAUGUUAUGCAUGUACAAACUGUUGUAUUUACUGUCGAAUAUAAAACAUUAACCCCCAAUAAAAAAAUUUAAAACAAGUAAAAUAAAUAAAUAAAUGAAUAAAAAGUUUAAGUUACCUGAAAAAAAAAUUUCCAUGUUUGAGGUUCUAAAGUCCCAGGUUCAAU